AUGCUAAUUUUUCAGUUAAGUCAGUUUUGGUAUGCAUCAGAAACUGCGCUUCAGCUCUGUCAUGAGCUCAUAGAAGCUGUUGGAGGAAAUGGUCGCAUAGCAUGUAUAUCGUGCCCUACCUUGAUGCAGUACUUCCCUAAUAUUGACAGUUAUAACAAGGAUAGUGUCGUCAUCAAAUUACUUGAAUACGAUCAUCGUUUUGAGAAGAAGUUUCCAGAGGAAUACGUACCUUAUGACUAUAGACAUCCUUUAGCUGUUCCUAGCGAACUGAAAGGUAACAGACAUUUCUGCAUUAAAUUAUCACCAGCCAUCAUGUUCCAACUUGCAGGAGUUUUUGAUGUUGUUAUUGCCGAUCCUCCUUUUCUUGCUGAUGAAUGUUUAGUCAAAACGGCACAAACUAUUCGAAUGCUGGCGAAACCAAAUGCUAAAAUUAUUUUGUGCACAGGAGCAGUUAUGGAGAAGAUGGCUCAUCGUCUUCUUGGGCUUCAUCGCUUGAAAUUUGAGCCUCAGCAUGCUAAUAAUCUUUCUAACGAAUUUUCUUGUUUUGCCAAUUACGAAACAAAAUAUUUGUGA
Strongylus vulgaris is the source of this 573-nucleotide messenger RNA. The record is from the annotation of a GenBank genome assembly. Lineage: Eukaryota; Metazoa; Nematoda; Chromadorea; Rhabditida; Strongylidae.